AUGGCCUUCAACGGAUUUGUUGACACCCUCCGCGCCGGCAAGAAGCCGCUAUUUCCCAGCAAUGCCAACUCGGCUGAGUUUGCGGCACAACUGGACUCCCAAGAUGAGCUCGGGCAUCUCCGGAACGAUUUCAUACUUCCGACAAAGGCAUCGUUGAAGAAAACCGCCCUUGAUGGGACGAUACCAGGAGUUGCAAAGACUGCGAACGGCACAAGUAAUGGAAUCAAUGGCCAUGUGAAUGGACACAGCUUAGACUCAGAGACGCCUGGCAUCUAUUUUUGCGGCAACUCGUUGGGGUGCCAGCCUAAAGCAGUCAGAAAAUACCUGGAAGCACAAUUAGAGACAUGGGGCUCUGUUGGUGUGGAUGGUCACUUCAAGACUUUCGGCAACUCGCCUCUCGUCGCCUGGCAAGAUAUGGCCGAGGAUUGUGCGAAGAAAUCUGCCGAUAUCGUCGGUGCUUCUCCCAGCGAGAUCGUGAUCAUGAACACCCUAACGGCCAAUCUUCAUAUGCUGAUGGCCAGCUUUUACAAGCCCACGGAGAAGAAGCACAAAAUCAUUCUGGAAUGGAAACCAUUUCCCAGUGACCACUAUGCAAUCGAAUCACAAAUACAAUGGCAUGGCCUUAACCCGGCCAAGUCAAUGGUGCAGAUCCAGCCUGAUGAGAACUUUUACAUUUCCACGGAGAAAAUCCUGGCCACUAUUGACGAGCACGCAGAGGACACUGCUUUAAUCCUGCUGCCAGGUAUUCAAUAUUAUAGUGGCCAGUUGUUUGACAUUCCUACAAUCACCAAGUAUGCGCAGGAAAAAGGCCUGAUUGUCGGUUGGGAUUUGGCGCAUGCAGCUGGUAAUGUGGAACUUUCGUUGCAUGACUGGAAUGUCGAUUUUGCAGCGUGGUGCACGUAUAAGUAUAUCAAUGCCGGUACAGGAUCCAUCGCAGGUGCUUUCGUGCAUGAGAGGCACGGGAAAGUUGAGCGCGACCCAGAGUCUGGAAAGCCUACUUACAGGCACAGGUUAACCGGCUGGUAUGGUGGUGACAAGUCUGUUCGUUUCAACAUGGAUAACAACUUUCUCCCCACCGUCGGCGCUGGUGGUUUCCAGGUGUCAAAUCCUUCGGCCAUUGACUUGGCCGCACUGUCCGGUGCUCUGUCAGUCUUCAACAAAACAAACAUGAAGGCUCUGAGGUCCAAGGCAGUGGUGAUCACGGCAUAUGCUGAGCAUCUGCUCAACGAGAUUGUUGCCAGCGACAAUGGUUCAGAGCCUGCCCUGCGCAUCAUCACACCAGCGAAUUCGCUCGAAAGAGGCACACAACUCAGUGUGUUGCUGCGGCCUGGUUUGAUCGAUAAUGUCGCUCAGUCUUUUGUCGACAAUGGCAUCGUUUGCGACAAGCGUAAGCCAGACGUCAUUCGCGUCGCACCUGUUCCCUUGUACUGUACAUUUACGGAUGUAUUCAAUUUUAUGAAAAUCUUGAGAGAAGCCAUUGCCGCAAUGUAA
Molecule: messenger RNA, 1491 nt
Organism: Truncatella angustata
Lineage: Eukaryota; Fungi; Ascomycota; Sordariomycetes; Amphisphaeriales; Sporocadaceae
Product: kynureninase 2
Exons: 2
Coding region: 1-1491 (496 amino acids)
Biological process (GO): NAD+ biosynthetic process
Cellular component (GO): cytoplasm
Molecular function (GO): kynureninase activity; pyridoxal phosphate binding
Source: RefSeq, a predicted model, not a curated record